AUGACACGCCUAGUACAGGUGCUCCUUGCAGCUGGAGCCACUCUUGUCGGCCUCACCUCUGCGCAAUGCAACCUCACCCCGACCGCCAGUAUCGCUACCGCCAAUGGCGUCGAGUUCAAGCUACUACGUACCGGUCUGCAGCGUCCUCGGCACCUUGUUGUCGAUACCGAGGGCAAUCUCCUAAUCGCCGAGGCUGGCAGCAAGGGCGUGAGAAGGGUUGUCCUCGAUGAUGGUAAAGACCUCGAUGUCUGCAUCGACUCUGAUGACGCCUUGAUUUCGAACGCGAAUCUGAACCACGGCAUUGCUCUGACCGCCGACGGUAAAACCAUUCUCGUUUCUACUCCCAGCGAGGUAUACGCCUACGACUACGAUGCCUCCAAAGGCACUGUCGGCUCUCGCAGAACCGUCAUCACGGGGAUGAGUGCGACUUCUACUCAUUCUACCCGUACCCUGACGAUCCCUCUCGCUGGCAAUCCUAACCUGUUGCUCGUGGCUGGCGGAUCUGAUGGCAACUUAGAUGUUGAGACUGUUGACAAGGAUGUUGCGCGCAGUCAGGUGAGAGUAUUUAACAUUGAUGAACUGCUGGCAGCGGAUGCUCCUCUGGUGUAUGGUGAGGCGGAGGUACUUGGCUGGGGUCUUCGUAACAGUGUUGGCUGGGCAGAGGACCCAUCCACAGGAAAUAUCUGGUCCGUUGAAAACUCAGUCGAUAACCUUUACCGUGACGACGUCGAUGUUCAUAACACCAAUCCUGGUGAGGAACUCAACUUCCACGGUCUUCCCAACGACACCUCCAGCGCCCAGUAUGGUGCGAACUACGGAUAUCCCGGAUGCUUCUCCAUCUAUGACACCUCCAACGUCAAAGGCUUCCCCGGCGGGGCAAAGGUUGGCAAGCAAUUUGCUGGUACGCCACAGGGUGAGACAGAUCUGGGAUUCACAGAUGAGGAGUGCCAGGAGAAACAGGCCCCAAGAAUCACAUUCGGAUCGCACCUUGCGCCUCUCGACAUCAAGUUCCUUGACGGUAAUGCGGCAUAUAUUGCAUUCCAUGGAAGCUGGAACCGCAACCCUGGUGAUGGCCAUCGCCUCAGCAAGGUGGACUUUGCCAACGGUGAGCCGGUACCGGAGUCUGACGACCCUAAAGCUGAAGUGCCACUGAUGUGGAACACGGACAAUACUAAGUGUCCUUCAGGGUGUUUUAGACCGGCUGGUCUGGCAUUCGAUAAAUUUGGAAGGCUGUUCUUGACUAGUGACUCUACGGGAGAGCUGUAUGUUCUGAUAGGCGUAUAA
Fusarium subglutinans is the source of this 1284-nucleotide messenger RNA. Its product is annotated as Soluble quino glucose sorbosone dehydrogenase. The transcript has 4 exons. Lineage: Eukaryota; Fungi; Ascomycota; Sordariomycetes; Hypocreales; Nectriaceae. The record is from RefSeq and is a predicted model, not a curated record. The coding region runs from base 1 to 1284 and encodes 427 amino acids.